Messenger RNA from Saccostrea cuccullata (small rock oyster), 1070 nucleotides. RefSeq lists its product as uncharacterized. The transcript is spliced from 4 exons. The record is from RefSeq and is a predicted model, not a curated record. NCBI's taxonomy places the organism in Eukaryota, Metazoa, Mollusca, Bivalvia, Ostreida, Ostreidae. The coding region runs from base 188 to 871 and encodes 227 amino acids.
GCUCCUGUCAUUGUCCGUGACGUCCAAAGUCUCUAUCUCUGUCUUAAAGAAAGUUUUAUUUUUACUUCCUGUAGAGAAAUUUUGCAGAGUAGCCUAAUCGAAACAUCCUUGCUCUUUUUUCUUCAUUAUACCGUGUGUUUUCCAGAGGAAAUCAUUAUAUAUUGAACAAUAGAGAGGUAGUGUUCGAAUGGCGAGCUGGAGAAUCACUGUAUUCCUGGCUCUUUUUACAUUGGUGCUAAUCUUGGAGACAGGUGGGGUAGAGAGAUUUGGAACAAGCUGUCUGCGAUACAAGACAUCGGAACUUCCCGAUAUAUCGUCUGUGUUUGGUACAGACCGAUACUGCCAAAAACACAACGACUUCCAUUAUUGCAAGCUGUGGGCAUGCGCUAAAACAAAACCAGAAUGCAAUCAAAAAAGACCCGGAAAUAACUGCUUUUAUUGUGAAGGAUCAUGCAACAUCGGCGGAUCCAUUGUCAAGGUAGGCGACCGCGUGUCCCACCCAGACGGCGUUAACGUUUGCACGUGCGGAGCGUACAAUCACGUGAGCAACUGCACGGAUGUUCUGCCUCCAUUGAGCAAGAUCUGCGGCGGAGAACAAAUCCAAACCCUACGUACGCAAGGCCGACGAAUCCUUCCUCCCAUUCGGCCGGGAGCUAGACCAAUAAAAGUCCACAGGCAUGUCCACAUUUUCGGAGGAGCGGUACCUGCGCCAGUCAUAAAGGUCCCCGUAGUUAAGGUUCCAGUGGUGAAGAUUCCACCUCCCAAGAUCAUAUCCGUCAUAACACCCCGAACUAUUCUGGUCCCCGCUCAACCAGUUCUCGUCCCUCUAGUUCCUGUAAGGAGACAGACGAUACUGCAGCCGGGAAAAUAAUGGAUGGACAUGCAGUUGUGACCUCUAAGUUUUUUUGACUUUCUGCAUUAAUUUCAAUCAACAGGUUACGUUAUUUAUUUAGUACUAUGCAGGCCCUAUAGCAAACAUCAGUAAAGUUUACUAUCUCAUGGAGAAACUGUUCAAUUAGUUGACAUUGUAUAUUGGUACAUGUAUAUAAUAAUAAACUUAUAUUUUUAUA